Scomber japonicus (chub mackerel) is the source of this 1727-nucleotide messenger RNA. RefSeq names its product FXYD domain containing ion transport regulator 5 (gene fxyd5). Gene Ontology annotation, molecular function: sodium channel regulator activity. Gene Ontology annotation, cellular component: membrane. Gene Ontology annotation, biological process: regulation of sodium ion transmembrane transporter activity. Lineage: Eukaryota; Metazoa; Chordata; Actinopteri; Scombriformes; Scombridae. The transcript is spliced from 10 exons. The coding region runs from base 181 to 717 and encodes 178 amino acids. The record is from RefSeq and is a predicted model, not a curated record.
GAGUGGGUGAGCGAGAGACUGAACCAGAGUUCUGUGUGCUGGAUGAGGAAGUAGUGAUGGUGAGCACAUGGGUGUGGUUGGUGGUGGUUUAACCGUUACCGUUAUAAGUCAUACAGAAGAGGCAUACAGAGGAAAGCAUUGAGACUUCGGACACAUCUCUGGACUGGGUCACCUCACACAAUGGAUAUAAAGAUUCAUUUGGCUUCCUUGACCGUUCUCCUUUUUGUCAUGUUAAAUGUGUCAAGGGCUCAAACAUCCAUAGACCGAAAUCAAAAUGUGACUGUGACUGUGACUGUGACAGCGGCAGGCUUGACAAUGACCACUGCUCCAACUCCCAAUGGAACAAUAUUUGAAACCAGAGUCACCAGCAUCAGCAACCCAGUGACAACAGACAACAACACCACACCAGAGAUUAAGACCUCAGCAUCCAGCGAAAGAACAACAAAACCACAAACAAAGCCCACAACCACUUCAGCGACAUCCUCCAAAUCUACAGCUAAGAAAGCCUCUGAAAAUGGGACCCAUCAAGCAGUUACCUGGGAUCCAAAGUGGGACCAAGAUUUCACCUAUGAUUAUGAGUCCCUGCGCCAUGCUGGACUGGUCAUAGCAGCAGUUCUCUUCAUCAUGGGUAUCAUGGUCAUCAGCUGUGGUAAGGUGUGUAAACCUCCCAAGUGUCGCAAGAAGUCAUCAAAGUCAUAUCAAGUGGCCCAAGGAUAGAGAUGAAACUACAGAGUUGCAGAAAACCAACAGAGUUCAUCAGGAGAAAAAGACUCAAUAAAGACACAUUGUGUGUGCAUAUGCAUUGACUGACUGUAUGCUGCUUAGUAGAAAUGUUAUACAAACACACUGAAUAAACAUAAAUGUGAAUCAUACUGACAAGCGAAAAAGUGGAACCUUCACCUGCUUUCUAUACAUGGCAAAACUAAAAAAAAAAAAGUGAUUAUCUUGGCAGAUAAUGAAUAGAUGAUUUAUAUUUUAAUAAUACCAUCAGCCAUAAAGCAGGUUUGUUUUAAAUGCCAUAGGCUGUGUCUCAAGGCCAGGAUUAAUAUUAAAGGUUAUAUAGGUAAGAAUAACCCCAUAACAUCCCACAUUUGACAAUCUCAUACAACACCUAUGUUCUAUAAGCAUCUAAAAAUGAAGCUGGAUCACUUCUUCUAUCUGCACGCUCUUUAAACUUUCAAUCACAACAAAAACGUGAUGUUUAGUAAGGGGUGUCUAAGCCUCUUAGUGGCUCUAUGCUUGUAAGUGAGUAAAGCCCUAGAUUAAACAAGAUGCACUGGCGCAUUAUCUUUGUAUCCAUAUGGCAUCAAAAUGAUGCAGACAACAAACUCAUACAAAACAGAAACAUUUACAACAGAUUUGUCAAAAUCAACACAAUCCUGAGUCCAGCUACAUAAUAUACAGUUCUAUUCAUAUUUCUAAUUGCCGUCAGAACAAAAUCACGAGGCUCCAGCUUUGCAAACGGAAAUAAUGAGAUAUAGGAUAUGGACUGCAAUUGCUUUCUUGUGAAAUACAUGGCUAUGUAUUAGAUUAUUUGUAAAUUCUUAUUGUAUAAUGAAAAUCUAUUGUAGAGGUCCUUGGCACAAACGACACACAUGGGUUAAUCUGGAUACAUAAGUGCAUAUUAACAGAAUUAACAAAACAGUAAUUAACAUUAAAUCCAAUCUUUUGGCUGCAAUAAAAUACAAAAAUACACAUAUUUUACAUAAAAUAAAUUUGGCAAUUAA